Drosophila melanogaster (fruit fly) is the source of this 3287-nucleotide messenger RNA. RefSeq lists its product as uncharacterized. The record is from RefSeq and is marked reviewed. The transcript is spliced from 7 exons. The coding region runs from base 386 to 2716 and encodes 776 amino acids. Gene Ontology annotation, cellular component: nucleus. Gene Ontology annotation, biological process: positive regulation of transcription by RNA polymerase II. Lineage: Eukaryota; Metazoa; Arthropoda; Insecta; Diptera; Drosophilidae.
GAUAGUCGUCUUCUGAUCGCAGCGGUAUACAGCGGUAUUUAUUGCGCUGCUGCUCUCUUCUUUAUAUUGAUAGUUGUUGAUCUGAUAUCCUCUGAUCAGAACGGAAUUCUCGCGAAUUUGGCGCUGGCCAAGGGGGAAAUUGACAUGGAGGACAUCAAGAUCAAGAUGGAGCCGCAGGACGAAGUGACGGACAGUUCAAUCAGAAUUCUGAGCGGUAAGCUUGCAUGCUCUCCUCCCACAUGCGUGUGUGUGAGUGCUGCUGGGCGCCGUAGUGUUGGUGUCUCUGCUAUUCUAUUACGCACUUUACCGUUAACUUUUAAUUCUUUCUAAAUUCGGCCAAUUUAUAGCAUGUGAUACGCUGAAAAUUUUGGACGAGGGAUCUCAAAUGAUAACAGUGCCGAUCAGGGAUCGUUUGCGUUCCGAGGACGAGCGCCUAUUUAUCGCCAGCCUGGAACUCGGCCACCAACAGAUAUUUGCGUCUGAAUCGGAGGACAACCCAAAUCCAAAACAUUGCGAUAUUUGCCAGUACAAGUUUAAAAGCCAACAGGAUAUAUCAAGUCACCGGGUUCAUCACGAAAUGAACCUACAUUUUUGUCGCCUGGGCUGUGGUAUCUGGCUGGACACGCUUGAAAAGAUCCUUGAGCAUGAAUAUCGCCAGCAUUUCCAGCCAGGGCGUGUGUUGUGCUGUAGGGUUUGCGAUUUUAUGGCCAAUAGCGCGGACGAUCUGGCCAGCCAUAUGCAAAAGCACAUUUACGUAUAUCGCUUUGUUUGCUCCAUUUGUCGUCGGCAUUUUGAGUCCAAACAGAGCCUCAAUCUGCAUAGGAAGCAGAGCCAGGACUUUUGCAGCCUGCUGGAUUUCAGAAAGGGGUCAUCAUCAAAGCCGGAACUUGUGGCAGUUAGUACGCCGGUACCUGAAGAGUCGAAUUGCUAUGUGCAAAUAAAAGAAGAGCCACUUAACGCAGAGGAAGCAGACCGAAUGCUAUUGGAAGACAACCCUCCACUCAAUGUAAAAUUGGAACCACAGGACGAGGAAAUGCCAGAUGUGAGUAGGAUUAAGGAGGAACAGUCAAAUGGUAGCGUCUGGACAGCCAUACAUACUCCGUUGAGGAAUAAACUGCGCCUGCCUGCUCUGGCCACUACCAAAAAUCAGAUGCACUUAAAACCAGGUGUUAAGCGAAAUGGACUACUAACGUCUAAUGUGGAAUCUCUUAACAAGAAAUCCAAUCACUCAGUGAUAUCCGAUGAUGCGAAUAUUCCGAUUUCCAACCAAGAACCUUCAAAUUCCUCAAUUGCAGCCAAUAUACUGAAAGUGUUACCUAGUAACUGCAUGGUCAUCAAGUUGCCUCCCAACACAAAAAUUUUUAAGACGCCAGGUCAAGCUCCGGCUGCCCCUAAGGACUCUCCCACCGUAACUCUGAGUGGUACGGAGAAUUCAACCAAUUUCAUAAAGAUUCCGAAGACGAUAAGUAUAAGUACUGUCGGUUCCAUGGGUAAUCCUCAUGCGUCUGCUAAGACUGUGCAACCAACCCAAACUCACAGUCGAUCAUCGUGCUUUCUUGUCGACUCGUUUAACAAUUCCAAGAGCAGACCCGAAUCCAUGAAGAUAAUCAAUGAAUUUCGUAAUCAAAUUCGGUCCAUAGAGAAGACAUUGCCACUGCCGGGAACAGUGCUACAAUCCUCGAAAGUAACGAUGGAUGAAUCAACGUCGUCUCCCAUGGAUGCACCCAAACCCGUAGAACUGAUGCUCAACCCGUCGGCUUUAAUGGUGGCCAGGGAACUGGAGAUCCAAUACCCGCUAUAUCGAUUUAUGUGGACUUGUCCGCUAUGCCAGCGAAUGUUUGAGAAGCAUUGCGCAUUUCGUGCGCAUCUGACUAACAAGCACGACUUAACCGAUGAAAAGUGUAACGUCCUUAAAGUGGUUUUAAUGCCUUCUAAAAUACUUUCACAGGACUCAGCAAAUGCUGCAACUCAAAGAGUGCAUGUGCCAUUGAAUCCACAAACGCCUGUGCCUCCUCCAGAACUACCCAAUACUGUUAAUUUGCCUUUAUUGCUAAGUAAAACGUCUGCUCCAUUAACAGGCCAGACAUCAGCACUAUCCAAUGUGCCUGUUAACAAAGGUUUAUCCCCGACAAGUAUAAAUAUAGAAAAACCAAAGGUCUCCAAGAAGCCCAAAAAAAAUCAGUCGUUCCAGUGCACCGAAUGCUUAAAAGUGUUUACUACUUUUGGAGCCUUGCGCAUUCACAAGUCCAUACACACGGGGGAACUGCCUUACCAGUGCAGCUACUGUGACAAACGUUUCCGAACUCCUGGACAAGUGCGGGUACACCACCGUCGUCACACCGGAGAGAAACCAUUUAAGUGCAAGAUAUGCUCGUUAGACUUUACUCACCGGGAAACUUUAAUUUCCCAUCUAUCACGGCAUAUUGGGAUGAAGCGGUAUAAAUGCUACGGAUGCGAUAAAUACUUUGUAGUUGUCAGCGGCUUACGAGCUCAUCGUCGUCUCCGGCCAGACACCUGUGGGAAGGUUAAGUUCACCGCUCGAGCCCAUGGUCCCCGCGUGCGGGUCAUCAGGGGAGAGGUGGUGUUCCAGUAUCACCCAGAGCACAACGGCUACUUACGCAGUGAGGACCCGCUCAACAUUUUGUCCCAACGUGAUCAAACCAACUCAACCCCGCCAGAAACUGCAAUAGAUACAGGAAAUGCGAUUAGGAACUAGAAAGGAACAUUGCAGGAUGGUAUUGAAAAUUCGCUAUAAAGUCUGGAGAGGUAUUCCCACGGAAUAGUGCAGGAAAGGGUCUGGCUACUCAUUGUAUUAAGAUUCAAAUGAAUUAAUUAAUAAUGGCAAUUACUUUUGAAAUACAUUCUAUUCAAAUGUGGACGUGUAUGUUGACCGUGAAGGAAGAUGGCUAUGUUUAUUGUUAGCUUGAAUACCAAACGAGACCAUCAUUGUAAGGAAUAUGGAUAUGGACGUGACAAAGUAUUUGGCGGCACCACAGGGCUCACAGACUCAUCAUAGUUGGCUCGUAAAAUCUUACUUGGAAAGCACUACCCCACCAGCCGAUUGACCAGAGAUUGCUCCCUCUGAUUACAAUUUUUCCUCAUGAUGGCUCAUGGCUUGGCAGGCUUCUUCGUCUAUGAUGUAUUCAAAAAUGGAUCUGUUAAUGGAUUCGUCAGAAAGACAAAAAUAAAAAAAAAACAAAAGUAGUGGCUAGCGAUAAAGAAAAUACUUUGUAAUGAUGUAAAAGUAUAAAAUAAACUACCAUCAAAUACCUUUUGAAGGGUAAAUU